AUGGCUCAUCUGACGAACAAUGCGGUGGACUCGGCGCUGGCGUUCUUGACGAAGGCGGUGAAGGAGGAGGCGAAGCUCCUGAGCACGGUGGAGGCCGACAUCCAGUUCAUCAAGGACGAGCUGGACAGCAUGAACGGCUUCCUCAUGUACCUCACCAAGACGAAGACGAAGACGCACCACGACGACCAGGUGCGGGCGUGGAUGAAGCAGGUCCGCGACCUCGCCUACGUCGCCGACGACUGCGUCAAGCUCUACCGCCGUGACCUCAGGCCGCCGGAGCCGGGCUUCUGGCCCUGGCUCCGCCACAUCCCCACGUGGGUGCGCACCGCGCCCAGGCGCCACCGCCUCGCCAACAAGAUCCACAAGCUCAAGGAGCGCGUGCGCGAGGUCGGCGAGAGGCGCCAGCGCUACGACGUCAACGUGCCACGCGACGCCGCCGCCGGCGACGGCACGUCGCAGGUGGCCGCCCGAGACGGCAACAUCGGCUGGGAGCUCCUUGAAGAGUCAAGCCUGCGUGCUCUUGAUGCCAAAACUUUUGAAUCUAUCAAGUACGGCGCCAACAAGGAUGCCGCUCCCGCACGCGAUGCUGCAUCUCAAGUCCUCAAGAUUAUCCUCGACAAACGUGAGAGGCCGGCCAAUGUCGCCGCCGCGAGGAUGCUUGGUCGAGCUCUAUCCGCCGAUCUCAACAGGACCAGCAACGAAAAAGAACUGGCGGACGACAUCAAUGGAUUGCUUGAGAACCUGCAGAAGGAGACGAGGGAAGCAGGAGUGGCCAACCAUGUCAUGGUUUUCUGCUACAGCAGGCUGUCCACGCACCAGAAGAGCUGCCUCCAGUACCUCACAACCUUCGACGAGGAGAAGAGCAUCAGCAGGACAUGCCUGAUCCGGCGAUGGCUCGCCGAAGGAACGGUGUCCGGCUGGGACAAGCAGCAAGACGAAGAAGACGACCCUACACGCAGCAUGGAAGAGGCCGGCGAGCGCUGCUUCCGUGAGCUCGUCUACCGAGGCUUCAUCUCUCCUGCUCCUGCUCCUCCCGCCGGCCUCAAGAUCAAGAGCUGCGUCGUCGAUCCUUCCGUCAAGAACUUCAUCUCCAGGAUCUCCAAAGCCGACAACUUCAUCGACGACCUGCCCACUCACCUCCGGCAUCAGAUAGACAUCCGGAAGCUGGUUCAGCGCCAGCCGCCACAGCCACAGCGCAGACCGUGGUGGUGGUGUCCGCCGCCGACGUGCGUCACCACCCUCUGCGGCGCCGACGAAGGCAAGCAGCUGCCUCCCGUCGAUGCGAUCGUCAAGCUGCUCAAGCAGCUCCCCGAGGAGUACCGGCUCAACGUGCUGGAUCUUGGGGGCUGCGUGGGGUUGACGAUGACCCAUCUCACCACGAUCUGCGACCUGGUGCCGUCGCUCAAGUAUCUGAGCCUCCGGAAGACCAACAUCUACUGGCUGCCCAAGCAGAUGAACAACCUCCUGCAUCUGGAGACGCUGGACAUCAGAGACACCCGCGUGCAGGCCAACGCCAUGAGGGGCAUCUUCCUCCAGGAGCUCAGGCAUCUCCUCGCCGGCUGCGUCACCGACGACGAAGCACAGCUCCACACCGUGAGGGUGCCUGACAAGCUAGGGAAGAACACGGAGAUACUGAAGCAUGUAAGGAUCAACGAUGGCCGCCACGCCCAAGCCAAGCUUGCGCGCGUCGGGUCUCUCGCGCGGCUAUGGAAGCUGGGCGUCGUGCUCAGCGGCAGCCAGGAAAACAUGGCGCGUCUGCUCGCGGCCAUCGCCUCGCGGAGCGACUCCCUGCGCUCUCUGUCGGUCUGGAUCACAGCGCCGCCUGGCCACAUGGCCGGCGCCGGCGACGGUGGGUUCGUGACUGUCGACAGCACCAGCGCAGCCGCCGGAGCCGGAGGCGGUGGCGCGCCAUCGUUCUCGCUUCCCGGCAAACUCGAGACGCUAAACCUCAAGUGCUUCAAGGGGAGCAGCGCCCGAGGCCACCUUCCUCAGUGGAUCAAGAAGCUCCAUCUCCUCACCAGCAUCACUCUACGUCACAGCCUACUGACCAAGGACGGCCUGAGUGAGCUCGGCAAGCUGACGAGCCUGCGCUGCCUCAGGCUCCGCCGCGAGUCCUACGUCGAAGACAAGGUGACCCUCAGGGAGGGGGAGUUCGUGGAGCUCAGGUUUCUUCUGCUCGAUCAUGUCUCCAGCAACACAAAGAAGCUCCGAAUCGAGCCCGGUGCGGCUCCCAUGCUGAAGAACAUCGCCUGGAACAUGGACAGCAACAUGGCCGCCGGGAUCAUGGCGGAGGCAGGCAACAUUUCUGGGUUUGACGAUCCUCUAGCAAGACUCGUGCUGAAGAUCAACGGCGACACCUAUCGCCAAUACAAACCGUCCGAAGUCACAGUGCAGUAGAAGGAAGAAGGAAAAAUAAGGACCAAACGUACGCACGUGCGCGUAUGUAUAUAUACAGCAAUUAAUUUCAUUUCACUAUAUCUGCAUGUAGAGAGUCCUUCUUUGAGAGAAAGUUUCAGGAGGUACCAAAAUUUCAGCGUAAAAUUUUAGUACCUUUCAAUACCUAUUAAAAGACCGUAAAAUUACUUAUACAUCCAAUGUA
Messenger RNA from Oryza brachyantha (malo sina), 2599 nucleotides. RefSeq names its product disease resistance protein PIK6-NP-like. The transcript has a single exon. Gene Ontology annotation, biological process: defense response to other organism. Lineage: Eukaryota; Viridiplantae; Streptophyta; Magnoliopsida; Poales; Poaceae. The coding region runs from base 1 to 2397 and encodes 798 amino acids. The record is from RefSeq and is a predicted model, not a curated record.